Messenger RNA from Bursaphelenchus okinawaensis, 1322 nucleotides. The record is from the annotation of a GenBank genome assembly. NCBI's taxonomy places the organism in Eukaryota, Metazoa, Nematoda, Chromadorea, Rhabditida, Aphelenchoididae.
AUGCUAAAGUUGCUUGUUACAGCUAUAUUAAUACCUUUAUGUUCUUCCAAUUAUAUUUCUGAAUUGGAAAAUGAAGUUACUAUUGAUGAGAUUGGCACUUUUAACAAUUUUCAACGAUUUGUUGAGUUGUAAGUGUAAAAUAAGUUUUUUUCUGGGUAAAAUACGGUAAUGUAUGUUGAUUAAUGUCGUUUGGCAUAGUAUAUAUGUAUUGCAAGCUAAACAUUUAUGGGUACUGUUAGUGGAUAUAUAUAGGUCUAAAAGUUAAUAUUUCAAUUUUAGAAACGGCAAAAAGUACAAGACUGUAGAAGAAGCUCGUGAAAGAUAUGCCAUCUACAAAACAAACCUAAUCCAAGCCCAAUUACAUCAACAACAUGAGCAAGGCACAGCUGAAUUUGGUGAAACUAAAUUCAUGGAUCUGACUUCAGAAGAAUACGAAAAACAAAUUCUGUCAGAAAUCAAAAACAAUCCUCUGAAAGCUUCAAGGAAACUGACAGAAGCAGAGCUAAAACAAUAUGAUGUAAGUGAUAUUGAAGCGUUCGAUUGGAGAGACAAAGGCUAUGUCAAUCCUGUGAAAGAUCAAGGAAGUUGUGGAUCAUGUUGGGCCUUCUCUGUGGUCGGAAACAUUGAAGGGCAGUGGAAACGAAAGACAGGACAGCUGGAGAGACUGUCUGAACAAGAACUGGUCGAUUGUGAUUGGAAGGACUUUGCUUGUAAAGGAGGAGAAAUGGACUGGGCUUAUGGGUAAGAGUUACUUAAGAUAAUAUAUCUGUUGGGGUUUGUAAAAAAUGUACAAUUUUAAUAUUUUUAUUGAAGAAUACGUUAUCAUAGCUUUCAAGGUAAAGCAAAAGAAAUUUUUUUGAAAUUUUUUUUAAAAUUUUUAAAAUUUUUUAAAAUUCAGUGAAAUCAUUCGAAUCGGCGGUCUAGUGUCCGAAAAAGACUACGAGUACGUUGGAGAGAAAUGCUUCUGUCGUGUCGAUGAAUACCCCUUCGUUGCCUACAUCAACGGCUCUCUUCACCUACCUGACAGUGAGAAUGUGAUCAAAAACUACUUGUACUACAAUGGACCGCUUUCUAUUGGUCUCAACGCGAAAACCUUACAGUACUACAAGAAGGGCAUUCAUCAUCCCUGGGCCGUGUUUUGCAAACCCGAUAUUAACCAUGCCGUGCUGUUGGUUGGAUUUGGCGUUGAGAAGGGGAAUCCUUAUUGGAUUCUGAAGAACUCGUGGGGAGACUGGUGGGGUGAAGAUGGAUACUUUAGGCUGUAUAGGGGGAAGAACGUUUGUGGCAUUUCACAGUACGCUACGUCUGCUAUCAUUCAUUGA